AUGGAGGGUCUGUCCAGUCUACUGUUUGCGCAGAAAGCGGGCCAAAUAGGCAGAGACAUUGCGGAUGAAGCAGAAAGUUACCAGUUCGUGAUUCUCAUCGCAGCAGCAACUGCAUUCGUUGCAGCUGCGUGGCAUAACCCGCAGCUGCUGCAUCUCCUUCCCCGUUCUCGCGGAGGGGUCCUUUUUGCUGGCUAA
Molecule: messenger RNA, 195 nt
Organism: Suillus clintonianus
Lineage: Eukaryota; Fungi; Basidiomycota; Agaricomycetes; Boletales; Suillaceae
Exons: 2
Coding region: 1-195 (64 amino acids)
Source: RefSeq, a predicted model, not a curated record